Messenger RNA from Neodiprion virginianus, 7736 nucleotides. RefSeq names its product mucin-22-like. The transcript is spliced from 7 exons. Lineage: Eukaryota; Metazoa; Arthropoda; Insecta; Hymenoptera; Diprionidae. Gene Ontology annotation, molecular function: chitin binding. Bases 59 to 7504 code for a protein of 2481 amino acids. The record is from RefSeq and is a predicted model, not a curated record. Gene Ontology annotation, cellular component: extracellular region.
ACUCGCGACUAAUGUUCCUCAGUUCUUUGCAAUUCGUCACGAAACACAAAUCUGCGAAAUGCUCUCGCCGAACAGGGUCCUACUCGUGAUAUCAAUACUUGCUUCAAGUACCUCGUCAGGAUCCGCGAAUACAUGUACGGAGGGGCAGUACAUGAAUGAAGAAACGAAACAAUGCACUGAUAUACCUGGAGGAGGGUACUAUGUUUCGGAAGCAACGGAAAUUUGCGAAACCAGUAGUUUGUAUCCGCAUUCACAGAACCCGACACAAUAUUACUUCUGCUCGUCGAAUGUACUAGUUUUGAUGGAGUGUGAGGAGGAGAAAUACUACAAUUGGCUGAUAGAAACUUGUACAACUGAAAUUGUGAUAGAAGUGAUUCCCACCAUUCGAAUUAAGAAUGGAAUUCGUGACGAUAUCGAAUUGGAUUCAUGCAAUACGACCGGUCGAUUUCCUGUUGAGGUGGACUGCAAGGUGUUCUACAUGUGUAGCACCAACACAACACAUUAUUUUCAGCAAAUGAUGCAAUGUCCAUCCGGUACUACGUAUAAUGGACGUAGUCAAAUUUGCUCGGUAAACAGACCGUGCGAUGAUGAGAAUAGCGGGUGUGAGACUAAUGACGAGAGUUCCACUACCGAGGAAGCGACCACUUUUUCUGAAUCGACGACAAGCGGAGACACAACUACAUCCGGAAGUUCAUCAACAUCAGAAAGUUCGACGACUGAGGGAGCAACUACGUCCGUCAAAUGGACGACUCCGGAAGUGUCGACGACAGGCAGAAGCACGACCACGACAGAAAGUCCAACGACGACUGAAUGUUCAACUACAGAGGAAGAGACUACUUCCUCGGAAACGACAACUAGCGGAGACACAACUACAUCCGGAAGUUCAUCAACAUCUGAAAGUUGGACGACUGAGGGAGCAACAACGUCCGUCAAAUGGACGACUCCAGAAGUGUCGACGACACGCGAAAGCACGACUACGACGCAAAGACCAACUACUACUGAAAGUUCAACUACGGAGAAAGAGAUUACUUCUUCGGAAACGACAACCAGCGGAGACACAACUACAUCCGGAAGUUCAUCAACAUCAGAAAGUUGGACAACUGAGGGAGCAACUACAUCCGUCAAAUGGACCACUCCAGAAGUGUCGACGACAGGCGAAAGCACGACUACGACGCAAAGUCCAACCACGACUGAAAGUUCAACUACGGAGAAAGAGACUACUUCUUCGGAAACGACAACCAGCGGAGACACAACUACAUCCGGAAGUUCAUCAACAUCAGAAAGUUGGACUACUGAGGGAGCAACUACAUCCGUCGAAUGGACAACACCGGGAGCGUCGACAACAGGCGAAAGCACGACUACGACGCAAAGUCCAACCACGACUGAAAGUUCAACUACGGAGAACGAGACUACUUCUUUGGAAACGACAACCAGCGGAGACACAACUACAUCCGGAAGUUCAUCAACCUCCGCAAGUUGGACGACUGAGGAAGCAACAACAUCCGUCAAAUGGACGACGCCGGAAGCGUCGACGACAGGCGAAAGCACGACUACGACGCAAAGUCCAACCACGACUGAAAGUUCAACUACGGAGAAAGAGACUACUUCUUCGAAAACGACAACCAGCGGAGACACAACUACAUCCGGAAGUUCAUCAACAUCAGAAAGUUGGACUACUAAGGGAGCAACUACAUCCGUCGAAUGGACAACACCGGGAGCGUCGACAACAGGCGAAAGCACAACUACGACGCAAAGUCCAACCACGACUGAAAGUUCAACUACGGAGAAAGAGACAACUUCUUCGGAAACGACAACCAGCGGAGACACAACUACAUCCGGAAGUUCAUCAACAUCCGCAAGUUGGACGACUGAGGAUGCAACUACAUCCGUCAAAUGGACCACUCCAGAAGUGUCGACGACAGGCGAAAGCACGACUACGACGCAAAGUCCAACCACGACUGAAAGUUCAACGACGGAGAACGAGACUACUUCUUCGGAAACGACAACUAGCGGAGACACAACUACAUCCGGAAGUUCAUCAACAUCCGAAAGUUGGACGACUGAGGAAGCAACAACAUCCGUCAAAUGGACGACGCCGGAAGUGUCGACGACAGGCGAAAGCACGACUACGACGCAAAGUCCAACCACGACUGAAAGUUCAACUACGGAGAAAGAGACAACUUCUUCGGAAACGACAACCAGCGGAGACACAACUACAUCCGGAAGUUCAUCAACAUCCGCAAGUUGGACGACUGAGGAAGCAACUACAUCCGUCAAAUGGACCACUCCAGAAGUGUCGACGACAGGCGAAAGCACGACUACGACGCAAAGUCCAACCACGACUGAAAGUUCAACUACGGAGAACGAGACUACUUCUUCGGAAACGACAACUAGCGGAGACACAACUACAUCCGGAAGUUCAUCAACAUCAGAAAGUUGGACCACUGAGAAAGAAACAACAUCCGUCAAAUGGACGACACCGGGAGCGUCGACGACAGGCGAAAGCACGACUACGACCGAAAGCACAACGACGACUGAAUGUUCAACCACGGAGGAAGAGACUACUUCCUCGGAAACGACAACUAGCGGAGACACAACUACAUCCGGAAGUUCAUCAACAUCCGAAAGUUGGACGACUGAGGGAGCAACUACAUCCGUCAAAUGGACCACUCCAGAAGUGUCGACGACAGGCGAAAGCACGACUACGACGCAAAGUCCAACCACGACUGAAAGUUCAACUACAGAGAAAGAGACUACUUCCUCGGAAACGACAACCAGCGGAGACACAACUACAUCCGGAAGUUCAUCAACAUCAGAAAGUUGGACGACUAAGGGAGCAACUACAUCCGUCGAAUGGACGACGCCGGGAGCGUCGACGACAGGCGAAAGCACGACUACGACGCAAAGUCCGAAUACGACUGAAACUUCAACUACGGAGAAAGAGACUACUUCCUCGGAAACGACAACCAGCGGAGACACAACUACAUCUGGAAGUUCAUCAACAUCCGAUAGUUGGACCACUGAGAAAGAAACAACAUCCGUCAAAUGGACGACGCCGGGAGCGUCGACGACAGGCGAAAGCACGACUACGACGCAAAGUCCAACCACGACUGAAAGUUCAACUACGGAGAACGAGACUACUUCUUCGGAAACGACAACCAGCGGAGACACAACUACAUCCGGAAGUUCAUCAACAUCCGAAAGUUGGACCACUGAGAAAGAAACAACAUCCGUCAAAUGGACGACGCCGGGAGCGUCGACGACAGGCGAAAGCACGACUACGACGCAAAGUCCGAAUACGACUGAAACUUCAACUACGGAGAAAGAGACUACUUCCUCGGAAACGACAACCAACGGAGACACAACUACAUCCGGAAGUUCAUCAACAUCCGAAAGUUGGACGACUGAGGAAGCAACAACAUCCGUCAAAUGGACGACGCCGGAAGCGUCGACGACAGGCGAAAGCACGACUACGACGCAAAGUCCAACCACGACUGAAAGUUCAACUACGGAGAAAGAGACAACUUCUUCGGAAACGACAACCAGCGGAGACACAACUACAUCCGGAAGUUCAUCAACAUCCGCAAGUUGGACGACUGAGGAAGCAACUACAUCCGUCAAAUGGACCACUCCAGAAGUGUCGACGACAGGCGAAAGCACGACUACGACGCAAAGUCCAACCACGACUGAAAGUUCAACUACGGAGAACGAGACUACUUCUUCGGAAACGACAACUAGCGGAGACACAACUACAUCCGGAAGUUCAUCAACAUCAGAAAGUUGGACCACUGAGAAAGAAACAACAUCCGUCAAAUGGACGACACCGGGAGCGUCGACGACAGGCGAAAGCACGACUACGACCGAAAGCACAACGACGACUGAAUGUUCAACCACGGAGGAAGAGACUACUUCCUCGGAAACGACAACUAGCGGAGACACAACUACAUCCGGAAGUUCAUCAACAUCCGAAAGUUGGACGACUGAGGGAGCAACUACAUCCGUCAAAUGGACCACUCCAGAAGUGUCGACGACAGGCGAAAGCACGACUACGACGCAAAGUCCAACCACGACUGAAAGUUCAACUACGGAGAAAGAGACUACUUCCUCGGAAACGACAACCAGCGGAGACACAACUACAUCCGGAAGUUCAUCAACAUCAGAAAGUUGGACGACUAAGGGAGCAACUACAUCCGUCGAAUGGACGACGCCGGGAGCGUCGACGACAGGCGAAAGCACGACUACGACGCAAAGUCCGAAUACGACUGAAACUUCAACUACGGAGAAAGAGACUACUUCCUCGGAAACGACAACCAGCGGAGACACAACUACAUCUGGAAGUUCAUCAACAUCCGAUAGUUGGACCACUGAGAAAGAAACAACAUCCGUCAAAUGGACGACGCCGGGAGCGUCGACGACAGGCGAAAGCACGACUACGACGCAAAGUCCAACCACGACUGAAAGUUCAACUACGGAGAACGAGACUACUUCUUCGGAAACGACAACCAGCGGAGACACAACUACAUCCGGAAGUUCAUCAACAUCCGAAAGUUGGACCACUGAGAAAGAAACAACAUCCGUCAAAUGGACGACGCCGGGAGCGUCGACGACAGGCGAAAGCACGACUACGACGCAAAGUCCGAAUACGACUGAAACUUCAACUACGGAGAAAGAGACUACUUCCUCGGAAACGACAACCAACGGAGACACAACUACAUCCGGAAGUUCAUCAACAUCCGAAAGUUGGACCACUGAGAAAGAAACAACAUCCGUCAAAUGGACGACGCCGGGAGCGUCGACGACAGGCGAAAGCACGACUACGACGCAAAGUCCGAAUACGACUGAAACUUCAACUACGGAGAAAGAGACUACUUCCUCGGAAACGACAACCAACGGAGACACAACUACAUCUGGAAGUUCAUCAACAUCCGAUAGUUGGACCACUGAGAAAGAAACAACAUCCGUCAAAUGGACGACGCCGGGAGCGUCGACGACAGGCGAAAGCACGACUACGACGCAAAGUCCAACCACGACUGAAAGUUUAACUACGGAGAAAGAGACUACUUCUUUGGAAACGACAACCAGCGGAGACACAACUACAUCCGGAAGUUCAUCAACAUCCGAAAGUUGGACGACUGAGGAAGCAACAACAUCCGUCAAAUGGACGACGCCGGAAGCGUCGACGACAGGCGAAAGCACGACUACGACGCAAAGUCCAACCACGACUGAAAGUUCAACUACGGAGAAAGAGACUACUUCUUCGGAAACGACAACCAGCGGAGACACAACUACAUCCGGAAGUUCAUCAACAUCAGAAAGUUGGACUACUAAGGGAGCAACUACAUCCGUCGAAUGGACAACACCGGGAGCGUCGACAACAGGCGAAAGCACGACUACGACGCAAAGUCAAACCACGACUGAAAGUUCAACUACGGAGAAAGAGACAACUUCUUCGGAAACGACAACCAGCGGAGACACAACUACAUCCGGAAGUUCAUCAACAUCCGCAAGUUGGACGACUGAGGAAGCAACUACAUCCGUCAAAUGGACCACUCCAGAAGUGUCGACGACAGGCGAAAGCACGACUACGACGCAAAGUCCAACCACGACUGAAAGUUCAACUACGGAGAAAGAGACUACUUCUUCGGAAACGACAACCAGCGGAGACACAACUACAUCCGGAAGUUCAUCAACAUCAGAAAGUUGGACAACUGAGGAAGCAACUACAUCCGUCAAAUUGACGACUCCAGAAGUGUCGACGUCAGGCAAAAGCACGACUACGACGGAAAGCCCAACUACGGAGGAAAAGACUACUUCUCCCGAAUCGACGACAAGCAGUGACACAACUACAUCCGAAAGUUCAUCAACAUCAGAAAGUUGGACCACUGAGAAAGAAACAACAUCCGUCGAAUGGACGACGCUAGGAGCGUCGACGACAGGCGAAAGCACGACUACGACGCAAAGUCCAACCACGACUGAAAGUUCAACUACGGAGAAAGAGACUACUUCCUCGGAAACGACAAUCAGCGGAGACACAACUACAUCCGGAAGUUCAUCAACAUCAGAAAGUUGGACUACUAAGGGAGCAACUACAUCUGUCGAAUGGACAACACCGGGAGCGUUGACAACAGGCGAAAGCACGACUACGACGCAAAGUCCAACCACGACUGAAAGUUCAACUACGGAGAACGAGACUACUUCUUCGGAAACGACAACCAGCGGAGACACAACUACAUCCGGAAGUUCAUCAACAUCAGAAAGUUGGACGACUGAGGAAGCAACAACAUCCGUCAAAUGGACGACGCCGGAAGCGUCGACGACAGGCGAAAGCACGACUACGACGCAAAGUCCAACCACGACUGAAAGUUCAACUACGGAGAAAGAGACUACUUCUUCGGAAACGACAACCAGCGGAGACACAACUACAUCCGGAAGUUCAUCAACAUCAGAAAGUUGGACUACUAAGGGAGCAACUACAUCCGUCGAAUGGACAACACCGGGAGCGUCGACAACAGGCGAAAGCACGACUACGACGCAAAGUCAAACCACGACUGAAAGUUCAACUACGGAGAAAGAGACAACUUCUUCGGAAACGACAACCAGCGGAGACACAACUACAUCCGGAAGUUCAUCAACAUCCGAAAGUUGGACGACUGAGGGAGCAACUACAUCCGUCAAAUGGACGACGCUGGGAGCGUCGACGACAGGCGAAAGCACGACUACGACUGGAAGUUCAUUCACGACGGAGAGUUCAACCACUGUGGGACGGUCGAGCACAGCAAGUACGAUGACCACCGACAGCCGAACCACUAUGGAGGAGAUGACUUCCACGGGUUCAACAGAAAGAACCACUGAUAGUUCCACUACCAUUUGUGUAGAUGUUACAUUAUCCCCAAUUACGACAACGGCCACAGUGCCAGUAACAGUUGAGUGUUCUUCCGUGGGAUUUACGAGAGUUGAAAACAGCUGCACGGAAUACAUACAAUGCACCAGUGAAAUGUUAAACACUAAUACUUCAACUUUGCCUUAUAAAUGCCCCACUUGUCUUCGGUUCAACGAACAACUUGCCGUUUGUGAUUACGUAUCAAACGUACCAGAAUGUUCGAAUGGUGCAAGUUCUUCAGAAAAAUGCACUGGACCAGGAACAUUCAGGAAUACUCAAGAUCUUCAGAAAUAUUACACAUGUGAAAAUAUCAAUGAUGAAAUUCUAAUGACAUCACAUACCUGUUCAGGAGAAUUAAUCUUCAACCCAGAUACCCUAUCAUGCGAUGAUCCAGCGAGUGUUACAACUAUAGUGCAAGCUGACGAGUGUUAUACAAUUGGUUUCUUUGCUAAUUCGGUACACUGUGGAGAGUUUUUCAUGUGCACCAUGGAAACCGAUGCAUUGGUUCAAAUAAACUCCACCUGUCCACCUGGACUAAUCUACAAUGAAUAUGGAGGAUAUUGUACAGAUGCCACCGAAAUACCAGGAUUUUCAGCUGUCAGCGAUCUGGACCCAACAAGAUAAUUUCAACUGUUCAUUGUACGGUUACAUUCCAAGCACCAGAAAUAGUCAACCUUUCAUUUGAUAAUUAAUGGAUAUUCAUUAUUAGUGCAUUGGCAUACUUCAAUGGUAAAGAAAUUGGUGAAAUUACGCAUUUCUUGAUAGUUUAAAUUGAUGAAGAAUUACACGAAAAUUUUCGACCCGAUUAGCAAUAUUUUAUUGAAAUUUACAGAAGAAUAAAUAAAAAUGACUACUA